AAGGGAAAUGGAGGAGCUCUAAAAGCAAAUAUGAGAAGAGGAAUUUCGGGGGUGGGAGGAGCAUAGGAACUCUAGCUAUCGCGGCGGCCGCAGAAAGAGAAGAGAUCAGAUCGGAUCGGGUCGAGAUGGCCUCCUCCUCCUCCUCGCCGGCGCCGCUGCGGCUGCGACUGCGGGGCUUGUGGGCAUGGCAGGACGGGGGCGGGGACGGCGACGGCGACGGCGCCUUCUUCUCCCUCUCCGCCGCAUACGCCCUCGUCUCCUUCGUCGCGCUGAUUCAAUUGAUAAGGAUCCACCGCCGGGUGCCCGAAUUCGGGUGGACCACGCAGAAGGUCUUUCACCUCAUGAACUUCCUUGUCAACGGCGUCCGUGCUCUCGUCUUCGGCUUCCAUCUCCAUGUCUUCCUUCUCUCAACAAAAGUGUAUAAGUUGGUGCUGCUGGACCUCCCCGGCCUCUUGUUUUUCUCCACCUACACCUUGCUUGUUCUCUUCUGGGCUGAAAUUUACCAUCAGGCCAGGAGCCUCCCCACAGAUAAGUUGAGGAUUAUAUACAUUGCCGUCAACACCAUCAUAUAUGUGAUUCAGGUUUGCAUUUGGAUAUACCUCGGAAUCAACGACAAUCCCUUUGUUGAACUGGUCACCAAACUCUUCAUUGUGCUCGUCUCUUUUGUUGCCCUUCUUGGCUUUUCGGUAUACGGUGGAAGGCUCUUCUUCUUGCUGAGACGUUUCCCAAUUGAAUCAAAGGGGCGAACAAAGAAGCUGUAUGAGGUUGGGACAGUGACUGCAAUCUGUUGUGCUUGUUUCCUGAUAAGAUGCAUUGUGGUGGCAUUAUCAGCGUUUGAUCCUGAUUUAUCUCUGGAGGUUUUGGAUCAUCCAAUUCUUGAUUUCUUCUACUAUAUGUUCACAGAGAUACUGCCUUCAGCUCUUGUCCUUUUCAUCCUCCGGAAGCUCCCUCCUAAGCGGGUGUCAGCACAGUACCACCCAAUCAACUAGCUAGAGGGCUCCUAGUACUUAGUCAAUGUGAUGUUAUAUAGUACUGGAAUAUGUUAAGAGCUAUGGGAAAACUUUGAAUUCCCAUAGCAGAAAUGGGAUGCUGGUGUUUGAGCUGUGCUUAUAAAUGGUCGAAAGCGUCAGCAAAGCCUUGGUACUUGAUGGAUGGAAUCAGCUGCUGCUCCAUUACUGAAUUUUUGGUGCAUGUGUAUGGUAGCUCCCAUGCAUGUUUAGAGCACAGUAGGGAGGGUAAACAAGACCUUAAUUCCAAACGUUUCCAAUUGGUGAUAAUAAUAUAUGAUGAUGCAAUCUCGUUGGUUGUCCUGAA
Molecule: messenger RNA, 1314 nt
Organism: Oryza brachyantha (malo sina)
Lineage: Eukaryota; Viridiplantae; Streptophyta; Magnoliopsida; Poales; Poaceae
Product: tobamovirus multiplication protein 1-like
Exons: 10
Coding region: 126-989 (287 amino acids)
Cellular component (GO): plant-type vacuole membrane
Source: RefSeq, a predicted model, not a curated record